Yamadazyma jaroonii is the source of this 1650-nucleotide messenger RNA. The record is from the annotation of a GenBank genome assembly. NCBI's taxonomy places the organism in Eukaryota, Fungi, Ascomycota, Pichiomycetes, Serinales, Debaryomycetaceae.
AUGUUAAAGAAUAGGAAAGCGGGGGUUACUGGGAUUGAACAAGGAAUUGAAGAAAUCAAAGUAGUGGAUAUCAAUGAAAAGGAUCUGAAUAUUAAUGAUCCUGAUUAUGAUGUCAAUUCCCAAGAAUCUGAUGAAAAAACUCCCGAAAAUGAAUUCGAUGAAAAACAUGGGGUCGGAGAUGAAAAUUCAAUUGAUUCAAGUUCUACACCUUUAGAUCAAAUUGAUACUUCUAGUAACAGUGAAGAUGUUGGGGAUUUGAUUGUUAAACGGAAAAGGAAGUUUUUACAUAUUGCACCCUUAAAUCUUCCCUUAAAUAGAAGAUUAGAAACAGUUGGGGUAAUUUGGCAUACAAUAUCAAUCCCUGCGUUCAUUAUAUUGUUUCUUGUGAUUUUAUCCCUUGGAUGGGUUUCUUGGUUGGUUGUUAUCUUACCAUACUUUAUUUGGUGGUAUGGAUUCGAUUUACAUACCCCAACUAAUGGGAAAGCAACUUACAGAAGUAGAGAUUGGGUUAAAAAUUUAAUUAUUUGGGAAUGGUUUGUUAAUUAUUUCCCUAUUAGAGUUCAUAAAUCUUGUGAUUAUGAACCAACUUUCUCCAUUGAACCUGUUAAAAUCGAUGACAAUGAAGAUGAAGAAGAUUUGAUCAAUGAGAAUUCCACUACUUUAGUUGAUAAAGUAUUUGAAUUUUUAAGGUUAGGGAAACGGUUGAAUUCGAGUGGUUCGGUUAAAGUUUGUAGUGGUCCAAGAUAUGUGUUUGGAUAUCAUCCUCAUGGAGUGAUUUCCAUGGGAGUUAUGGGAUUAUUUGCUACAAAUAUCAUUCGGAAUGAACCUUUUGAACCACCUUUGAAAUUCCUUAGAUUUUUAUUCCAUAAUCCAAGUAAAUUCAAACCUUUAUUACCAAAUAUCGGUAAAAUAUUUCCUUUGACCUUAACUACCCAAUUUACUUUACCUUUUUAUAGGGAUUAUUUAUUGAGUAUGGGAUUGACUAGUGCAUCAGCUCCCAAUAUUAAAUCUUUGAUUAGUAAUGGUGAUAAUUCCGUUUGUAUUGUUGUAGGAGGAGCCCAAGAAUCGUUAUUGAAUUCCAAUGUUUCUAAUAAUCCCGUCAAUAGGAAGUCAACUCCUAAAUCUCCUAGAGAAAUUAAAUUGGUUUUGAAUAAAAGAAAAGGAUUCGUCAAGUUAGCUAUUGAAUUGGGAAAUAUUAAUCUUGUUCCAAUUUUUGGAUUUGGUGAAGCCGAUAUUUAUAAUAUCAUUAAACCUAAGACUGGUUCUAUAGGUGAUUGGUUUCAAAAAUGGUUGAAAAAACAUUUCCAUUUUACUAUACCAUUUUUCAGUGCUAGAGGAAUUUUCAUCUAUGAUUUCGGAUUUUUACCUUUCAGAAAUCCUAUUAACAUUUGUAUGGGAAGACCUAUUUAUGUUCCACCAAAUUUAUUAGCUAUCGAAAAGGAUAAAUCCGAUCCUGAUAAAGAAAAUCCUCCUAAAUUGAAGCAUAAAAAUUCAUUCUUUAGACGUAAAAAAUCUAUCAAAAGACCUAAAGUACCCCAAGACAUUUUGGACCAUUACCACAAAUUAUACGUUGAUGAAUUAAAAAGAGUUUUUGAAGAGAAUAAACAAAAGUAUGGUUAUGAGAAUGUAGUUUUAAAUAUUGUUGAAUAA